Molecule: messenger RNA, 2567 nt
Organism: Darwinula stevensoni
Lineage: Eukaryota; Metazoa; Arthropoda; Ostracoda; Podocopida; Darwinulidae
Source: the annotation of a GenBank genome assembly
AUGCAUGAUGCGGCACCAGGAGAGAGGGAGUCUCUGUUUGUGCAGAAGAUUCAGCAGUGUUGUGUGGUGUUUGACUUUGUGUCCGAGCCCUUGUCGGACCUUAAGGGCAAGGAGGUGAAGAGAGCUGCCCUCCACGAGAUGGUCGAAUUUGUGACCAACAACCGAGGAGUCAUCACCGAGGCAAUCUAUGCUGAAGCCGUGCAUAUGUUUGCUAUAAACCUGUUUCGGACAUUGCCCCCACCAUCGAACCCAACUGGCGCCGAAUUUGAUCCCGAGGAGGACGAGCCGGCUUUGGAGGCUGCAUGGCCCCAUCUCCAACUCAUUUAUGAAUUCUUCCUACGGUUUCUAGAGUCCCCGGACUUCCAACCGAACAUCGCCAAGCGAUACAUCGACCAGUCCUUCGUCCUACAGCUCCUGGAUUUGUUCGAUUCUGAAGACCCACGUGAACGAGAUUUUCUCAAGACCACUCUGCACAGGAUAUAUGGAAAGUUCCUUGGACAAAGAGCCUACAUCCGGAAACAGAUCAACAAUAUCUUCUACAAGUUCAUUUAUGAAUCAGAACAUCACAAUGGAGUUGCAGAGCUGCUGGAGAUCUUGGGAAGCAUUAUCAACGGAUUUGCACUGCCUCUGAAGGAGGAACACAAGGUGUUCCUUCUGAAGGUUCUCAUGCCUUUGCAUAAGGUGAAAUCCCUGUCAGUGUACCACCCUCAGCUGGCCUAUUGUGUGGUACAGUUCCUUGAGAAGGACCCCUCGCUCACAGAACCCGUCAUCCUCAACCUCCUCAAGUUCUGGCCCAAGGUCCACAGUCCAAAAGAAGUGAUGUUCUUGAAUGAGCUUGAAGAGAUCUUGGAUGUGAUAGAACCAGCAGAGUUUCAGAAAGUCAUGGUCCCACUCUUCAGGCAGCUGGCGAGAUGUGUCUCAUCACCACAUUUUCAGGUGGCAGAGAGGGCCUUGUACUAUUGGAACAAUGAGUAUAUCAUGUCCCUCAUCAGUGAUAAUGCACAGGUGAUACUACCCAUCAUGUUUCCUGCAUUAUAUAAAAAUUCAAAGUCUCAUUGGAACAAAACCAUUCAUGGGCUUAUCUACAAUGCCUUGAAGCUCUUCAUGGAGAUGAAUCAAAAGCUCUUUGAUGAGUGCACCCAGCAAUACAAGACUGAGCGUCAAAAGGAAAAGGACAGGCUAAAAGAUCGGGAGAAGGCAUGGGAAAAGCUCCACCAUCUGGCCAAGAGUAACACUCUGUAUGAAGAAGUAGCUGAUGCCUUGAGGAUAAAUGACAGUCCACCUGCUGGAUCCAGCACCACACCUGACACGUCCAUGAAUGCCAUUUCUCCAAUGACAAUGAUUCCCAACGAAGAGAUGGACCUCUCUGCUGACAAAAUUGAGGCUGCUGCAAAUGAGGCAAAGAAGGCUAGAAACAAGGAGAAGCCUCUGCUGCGGCGCAAGUCAGAGUUGCCGCACGACAAGCUCACUGCAACGGCUCUGGACACACACAAACGUGCAGAUGACUACCUGAAGAGUGCCCCUGAGAGUUCCACCUGAGUGAGAGGGAAUCCAUGUGAGUGACUGUGGUGCCUGCAGUUGUUAGACUUCAUACAGGUUCUCCUCCCCUGUUGUUGUCACUGGUCCUUCCCCCAUGUACAGCAUGCAAGAGAGAGAGGCACAGACAGCCACAUUGAACAAAUGUGUGCAGGACCCUGAGUGUACACAGUGUAGCGAGUCACUCUCUUGCCCUACUAUAGGACUUAGCUGCAUGGAAUUUCUAUAAGAUGGGAAGGAUAGGGGAACAAGGUUUUAAGUUAUCGAUGCUGUGCACCUUGCACCUUGUUGCAAGCUGUGCUGCCAAAGUGGGAUCCCAGGUGCUUCCCUCCAUCUCAUGUUGAUCAUUUUCUCCUGCUGAAUAAUUGGUCAUUUUGCUCUUGAGAAAAAGAGAACACAAGGGACUGCUGCAUCUGGGAUCCUACUUGCCCCAGUUGUAGGAUGUUGAUUCUUCAGAGGUGCUCUUGUGUGCGCAUUAGGGUCUCAUAGGUCUUCUAUUGUUGACUGUCUUCAUGUACUGAUCACAACCAGAACUUCUGCUCAAAGUGGCAUUGUGCAUCGCAUCUGAGAAUGCAAAAGUGAUUUGAGCAUUCCUUCUUUCCUUUUUUCCCCCCAAUCUCAUGUUCAUUUCAUGUCAAUUAUUUUCUAUACUCUCUUGUGCCCUGCUGCCUGUGACAUUCCAUGAAUGUGAAUGAGGAAAGACUCUUCAUCUUCCUCCAAUCCCCUUCCUUGUACCUUUCAUCAACUGGAUCACUUAAAUCAUCUGCUGUCUGACCGGCUUGGUUUAAUAUUCUAGUAUGCUUGCAGAGUUUCACCCAGAUUCAAUUUGCGUGUAGAAACACAUUGCGGGUAUCCUUUACAUUCACUCUCCUUGCAUCUGGUUUGAGCUGGUAUGAUUGUGGAUUUGUGUUUUGUUUUUGUUGCAAUCAUCAGUGGCAUUCUCAUCAAAAUUUGUUGAGGCACAGCGUAGACCUGCCAGGAAACAAAUCAAGAGCAAAGACCAACAGGGAAUUUAUUUUUGCUAGGAAGCA